This is a messenger RNA of Mesocricetus auratus (golden hamster), 5189 nucleotides long. It is a transcript of the gene Draxin, whose product is annotated as dorsal inhibitory axon guidance protein. Gene Ontology annotation, cellular component: extracellular region. Gene Ontology annotation, biological process: Wnt signaling pathway; axon guidance. The record is from RefSeq and is a predicted model, not a curated record. The transcript has 7 exons. Lineage: Eukaryota; Metazoa; Chordata; Mammalia; Rodentia; Cricetidae. The coding region runs from base 113 to 1129 and encodes 338 amino acids.
CGCCCGAGCACCUCGCGGCGCGGUCCCGCUCCGCCCUCGGCUGCGCUCGGCUCCCGCAGGCGCUCGGCCCUGCGCCCUCGGUCCCCUCCCCGCCCGCUGGACAGGGAGAACAAUGGCAGGGUCCACUGUCCCCAAGGUCCCCAUGCUGUUCCUGGUCCUCCUGCUAUUUCCGGAGCUCCACGUGGCAGGAUCCUCUGCCCAGAACCUGCCUGAAACCCCUCCGCACUUCCCCAGCUCUACACUAUGGGUGCCUCAGGCCAGCCAUCAUGGCCGAAGGGGCCCGGGCAAGAAGGACAGGGGCCCAGGCAUGCCCAGCCGGGCCCAGGAGGGGGCUGCGCUCACUGCCGCUAGGCAGGCUUCCCGGAUAACGCUUGGACAGCGCCCUGCUGGCCUUCCACAGGACAACGAGAUGCUUCUGGGACUGGCUUUGCCCCAUCCGGAGAAGGAGCCGCGCUCUUCCGGAUGGGAGAGGCUGAAGAAACGCGGCAGAGAGCACAAGAGACGCAGGGACCGGCUGCGACUGCACCGAGGCCGAGCUGCCAUCCGUGGCCCCAGCUCCCUAAUGAAGAAGGUGGAACCCUCUGACGACCAGAUGCUGGAGGCUGCCACAGAGGAGUCCUCUACCAGCCUGGCGCCCACCAUGCUCUUCCUAACCACGGCAGACGCAGCCACGCCCACCACAGAGGAGUCGCGGAUCCUGCCCGUCACCUCCCUGCGGCCCCAGGCACAGCCCAGGUCUGAUGGGGACGUAAUGCCCACACUGGAUAUGGCCUUAUUUGACUGGACUGACUAUGAAGACUUAAAGCCAGAGGUGUGGCCUUCUGCAAAGAAGAAAGAGAAACACUGGAGUCACUUCACCAGUGAUGGAAACGAGACAUCGCAAGCUGAGGGGGAACCAUGUGACCAUCACCAGGAUUGCCUGCCAGGAACAUGCUGUGACCUCCGGGAACAUCUCUGCGUGCCUCACAACCGCGGCCUCAACAACAAAUGCUUCGAUGACUGCAUGUGCAUGGAAGGGCUGCGUUGCUACGCCAAAUUCCACCGGAACCGCAGGGUCACUCGGAGGAAGGGGCGCUGCGUGGAACCAGAGACAGUCAACGGGGACCAGGGUUCCUUCAUCAACAUCUAGCGCCCGAGUGGUGCCUCCCCACCAGCCGGGCAUCUGAGCCAGGGAGGUGUGGACAAACAAGACCGUCGUGUUAGUAACUAGCUCAGCUUGGGGCUGAGUGGGGGAACCCAUGGCUGAGGCUGCGGGUGCAGACCCAGUACACUCACCCCCAAGCUGGAGGACGCCUUGGCUGAGACAGCUGCGCCUGCCACCCGCGGUGGGACCCACGCAGCUCGUGCACGGAUCCUGCCCUACGUGAUAGCCUUGUCGAGCGCGCCCCCUUCUGCUCGACACCAGCAUUGCAGCAGCUUCGAUUUGGAAAAUCAAGAGAUUUCCUGGAAACGACUGGGAAGAGAGAGGGCACCUGACAGUAGUGGUCCUGGAAUUCCAUGUCCCGGGCAAACUCCAAGCACCACUGAACUUCCACAGAGACCGUGACAAGAGACCACCGAAGCACACUUGAGUUGCAAGACUUGUGCAGGUCCCACAUCAUCCAAGAUUCUCCUUUUUUGGCAACAGACACAACUUGACUGUCUUCAGCCUUCCCCAAAAGAGGCUUAUUGUCUUUUGGGGAGAUGGAGUUUCACUCUUUGGCCAAGCUGGCCUUUGAAAACUCAGACAAUCCUCCUGCCUCAGUCUUCCAAAUGCUGGGAUUACCAGGUGUGAGUCAGCAUAUUUGGCAGGUGUAGCAAUCAUUCUUUACAAAGAAAGCGUGAGGGCAGGGGUGUGGCUAAGUUUAUAUCGCCCUCACCUCGGGUGCAUGAACCCUGGUUUCCACCCCCAAGCAUGGUGUCAGAGGCAGGCAGUGGCAGGAGGACCGGAAGUGAACGGUCGUCUUCGGCUCCGUGGCAAGUGUGAGCCAGACCACAGGAGACGGUAUCUCAAGCAAAACAAAAUAAGCCAUUUGCCCAGGCUGCACAGGGCCGGCCCUGGGUUUGAUCUCCGCUCAUUCUCCUCCCCUCCAUUCCCUCGACUUCCCCCAGGCCCCUACACGGGGGUGGGGGUGGGGCUGCUUUCAGAUGAAGAAGGACCCCAUGGGUGGGUCCUUCCAUCUGGCAGGUGCUAAUCAGUCAUGAAGUGACACACAGUAACUUCCCUGAUGGCCCCAUCAUCCAACCCUGGGACACGGGUCACCGCCUGCUAAGUCGUCCUCUGAGCAUGCUCCCUGCUGGAAAGGCAUGCACACAUGUGCUCACCUGACUCAUUGUUUGCUGAUUUCCUGAGGCUCCAUCCCUUCACUUCAGCAGCAAUAUCCCCUUGGAAAGUGGGGCCACUUCUGAGACUGGGGCAGCCUUCAUGCUCACAGGCUAGGACCAUGAUGACAACCUCGACACUAUCGUCCCCACCCGGAAUAUGUGUCCCAGCAGAUGUGGCUCUGGAGGACCCUUUAGACUCCUGUACCUGGCAUCUCCCUCCUGGUCAACUUGUACAAAGGAAAAAAGCCUUCCCUGCCCCAGUCCUCCCCAGCCUGGACCACGUCCAUAGGAUGCCGGGGCUGUUUACGGCUUUGUGGUAUCCAGUCUGGUCCAGGGACCAGGCACCAAGGAAAGCAGGCGGAUCUGUAAGAAAUCAAAUAUGCUUGUUCUCCUUUCCCAGGUUGGUCUGAUAGGCCUGGGAAUGGGGGGCAGGGCCAAGAGCCGGAAGGAUGAAAGCAGCAAGGGGAAAGCAGAGCCCUAUACAGAUUCUUGUUUCCCCUUUCGUAGUUCCAGGGCCUUGCAGGGGCCAGGCAAGUGCCCUGCUACUGAGCUCCACGCUAACCGGCCUGGGCUUUAAAGUCUCCAGAGCCUCCUCAGGGGGCUGCCAUGGCAACCAGAGCUGAGAACAUUGGUCCCCCGUCCUCCCACCUGCAGCAGCACCCUGCUGUAAACAGCCUGUCCCUCCUCUCACACUUUGUGGGCCUUAGGGAAGUUGCUUAUGGUCUCUGUGCCUUGACUUUUAUCUGUGAAAUGAAAAUACCUGAUUCUUUUAACUGUUCCUGGCCCAUCACACACACACACACACACACACACACUCUCUCUCUCACACACUCACACACACCUGGAAUACCAGCUAACAGACUUCAGCAGGCUUCUUCCACAGGGAUCCAUCACAUACUCAAUGAUGCUUUUUUCUCUCUCUCUCUAUAGCUUUGGAGCUUGUCCUAGAACUCACUCUGUAGACCAGGCUGGCCUUGAACUCACCUGUUGCUGCCUAUAGUGUUGCGAUUAAGGGCAUGUGCCAUCAUCACCUGGCUUUGAUGAUACUUUGUUUAAAUGGUGUCUCACUAUGCAGAUCUGGCUGACCUGCAACUCAUGAUGCAGACCAGGCUGGCCUUGAACUCACAGAGAUCCGCCUGCCUCUGCCUCCCGAGUGCUGGGGUUAAAGGGUUGCACUACCAUGCCUAGUUCAGGAUGCUUUCUUUGGUUGCUCCCAAGUGCACUUCACUGGUGUAGUGGUGCACGCCUUUAACCCCAGCAUUUGGGAGACAGAGGCAGGUGGAUCUCUGUGAGUUCAAGGCCAGCCUGGUCUACAAAGAGAGUUCCCAGACAGCCAGGGCUAAGUAGAUAGACCCUGCCUCAAACAAAUAAAUGAACAAAAAACAAAGUGCCCUUCACAAAACCAAGCGAUGACUCGGGAAGAGAAUAUGGGUUCCUGCGCUGGGGGCAGACCUGGAGGAACCUGUGGCCACACAGAAUCAGGUUUGUGAGAAGAAAAGAGGACCCUGGUGGAGAGCUGAGCAGGGGCUAACAGAUGCCCAGACAGACACCUGAGCUGAAGCCUCAAGGUCAUGCUGACCAAUCCCAAUGUCCCUGGACAGGGAGUAUUUUUCUGGGCUUUUUUUUUUUUUUGAGGGGGUGGUUUUUCAAGACAGGGUUUCUCUGUGGCUUUGGAGAACUGUGUCCUGGAACUAACUCUUGUAGACCAGGCUGGUCUCAAACUCACAGAGAUCUGCCUGCCUGCCUCUGCCUCCCGAGUGCUGGGAUUACAGGCGUGCACCACCACAGCCCGGCCUGUUUUUCUGGGCUUUGCUGGCGAUAUGAAGGGUGGUUUCCGUGGUGGGUAGAAGGGGGCUGAGGGGACCUGAGAUGCAAACGUCAAAGCAAAAUGACAUCAUCUGCUCCUCGAGGAGGUCAAAUUUGAAGGCUACACCCCUUCUCCUGCUGAGGUGCUGAAGAGUCCUCCCCAAGCCUCAUUCAGCCUUGCCCAGGCUCCCUCUGCAGCUGCCCACAAUUAGCAUCUGUGCAGCCUGCAAGGAGCAUGCUUAGACAGUAAGGAACCAGGAGGCCUGGGUGCCAGGAAAGUGGGGUCUGGAGAGGCCAGCAGCUGAGGUUCCCCUUUGAGGGUUCUGGGGGCCUGACUACGUUAAUCCUGGCCCUCCAUGGCAGCUUGCACGCUCACAGACCACAGUGAGUGUGUGCUUACAGGCCAUAGAUACUGUGUGCACACAGAAGAGGGGUGGUCAGGGUAAGCAGGCUGCGAGCAGAACAAGGGGUUUACACUGCCGGGAGUGGGGUUUCCAAAUUCCCAGGAAGAGCAGGUGAUCUGGGUCAGAUCUAUGGCCAAGCUACUCCUGGUUGCAAAGGCCCAGCAUCACCCGGGAGUCAGGCAGAAGCACAGAACCUUGGACCCCACUCCACACCUGCUGAACUGCAGUCACAGGAGUGGCCCCCCACCCUACCCUCCAGCCCCUGGCAUCUGGCUUCUAACGCAUUCUCCAGGGUACUCUUGGAUGGGAUGGGUGUGAGGGUCACAGACGGAGGGUAGAUGCUGGUAGUGGGGACAUUUGGACAAUUCAGCACUCUUGCAUUCACUAUGGCUUGCCAACUCUGAGGUCUGUUUCCUGGCAACUUACCAGCAAGGACAAACUCCACGAUCCAAGGUCUGCCUCCUGGGCUGUCAUUGGCUCUGCUUAGAGGAUGCCAGGUAGGGCUCCUAGGCCUGGAGCCUCCAUCAUUGGACUUUUGUACUCUUGGGAAAUUCCUUGAAGGGCUGUAGCUCCUCCUUGAAUUGUGGGAGAGACAAGGGGGGUACUAUGCCUUGGUUUAUGAGGCCAUAUUGCAUGUAUUCUCUGAGCUGUAAAUAAAGAGGUGCUGAUUGCUAA